AUGACACAAGCCAUCGAAGCGAAACUCCGGCAGGAACGCGCGCUUCUGUGGCGUGCGCGAAACCUCCAUCGACAAUUCCUGGGUGACGCUUCGUGGAUGCCGUGUGGAGCGGUCGAAACUCCAGACGACAGAUGGAUCUUUGAACCCAGGAUACCUAACAUCGGAUUAAGCUCACCGGCUAGCCAAUCAGCCCCGAAUGGGAUCGUCACUCCAUCAGUCGCUGGAGGAUCAAGCGUUCUCAAAGGCGGAGUCCCCGAUUCGAGUUCCGUGGCUGGUUCAUCCAAGGACGCUCAGGGCGACCAGACCGCAGAGAAGGACGUUGAAAUGUCCGACGCUCAAGACCUUCCCGAUGCACAGUAUCCAAGCGCCGAGCAGACAAGACGGCCCAAGUCCGAAGAAGUCGAUACCCCCGUCGCGGACCUUCCUCAACAUCCUGAAACUACCGAUCAAGAGACGCAAGUCAAUGGGAGCAGAGCGGAAGCCGGGCAGCAAGACCAAGAUCGAACGUCAGGUGCCGAUGGGCCACUCGGUCGAGAUCUUCAGGGACACACGAAUGACGAGCGGCCGGCGGGUGAGCAGAGCAAUGGUGCAGAUCGACACGAUAACCCAGCCGACGAGACGGAUAAGGAUGAGGAAAUGCAGGAUGGCUCGUCUCCCGAGCCGCCUCGCCGAAUGACCACUCGGGCCCAGACAAACGCCGCAAACCCGCAACAAGAGGACGACUCAGGCCUAGCUUCCCCCUCGGAUUCAUCCGACACACUUAGCACCCUUCCAACGCCACACCCUCUCUUCCUCGUAUCCGAUUCUAUCCGCCCCGACGCUAACUUCGGUCUACCACCCAACGAAGCCGAGGAAACCCGGCGCCUGCUUUGGUCGUACGUCCAGAAACAGGAGGAAACCGUGCGGGGAUUCGAGCAUAUGCUCGAGUCUCUACUUCGGGCCUGCCGGAUGAAGGACGAUGUGUUCGAGUGGUGCAAGGCCGAGGGACAUGUAGGGGAAAUGAGUGACGGCGAAGAUUGGUACGACCGCGAGAAAUGGGGUCUGGCAGAGGGCGAAGACCUCAAGAAGGGUGCCGACGAGGACGAUAUCGAACCCGUCGAGGAGAGUCGGACGUCCAACAAGAGGGGUCGAGGUCGGCGAUAG
Aspergillus terreus NIH2624 is the source of this 1143-nucleotide messenger RNA. RefSeq lists its product as uncharacterized. The coding region runs from base 1 to 1143 and encodes 380 amino acids. Gene Ontology annotation, biological process: negative regulation of rDNA heterochromatin formation; negative regulation of silent mating-type cassette heterochromatin formation. The record is from RefSeq and is a predicted model, not a curated record. Gene Ontology annotation, cellular component: Rpd3L complex; cytosol. NCBI's taxonomy places the organism in Eukaryota, Fungi, Ascomycota, Eurotiomycetes, Eurotiales, Aspergillaceae. The transcript has a single exon.